Molecule: messenger RNA, 1737 nt
Organism: Clonostachys byssicola
Lineage: Eukaryota; Fungi; Ascomycota; Sordariomycetes; Hypocreales; Bionectriaceae
Source: the annotation of a GenBank genome assembly
AUGCAGCUGUUGUCCGCGAGAUGUCUCGAGAAUGCGCAAGAGCUCCAUUUCAAGGCAAACUUUCAGUACUCAACAACUAAGAGGUGUCUCCAUGGGCACAACGAAAGCGAUGAAUGGUACACUCGUGAAGGCCUCUACCAGGGAGCUCCGCGAGCCGAAGUGCUGGAAGGAGGCGGAGAACACCCACCGCCGUUUGAAUCCCUUUCACGCAAAGCAGCCUCGGUACUUGGCCAUGUCAAGCGAGACUCCCUAUCCAGUUUCAGUUGGGAUCUAGGAACGUGUAUCCCGGCCGAGAUUCUAGGCCAGAACGGAAUUCUCCCCCAAAAGCACCCGAAACUGCAGAGUCUCAGCGUGUCCAGUGAUUUCUUAUGCAAUAGAGGCGGCAAGAUAUCCGUCUCUGCAUUCCGCAGCCUUCAAAGACUGAGAUGGAGAGCGCCGAACAGAAGUCAGGUGGACGCCUUGUCCGAAGCCAUCGAGAACAAUGCGAGCCACUUGAAAGAGCUAGAGAUAGACUUUGCUCGCUGGUUGACACUGAAGGAUACGAUCUCGUACCCUUAUGGAGGCUUGGGCGGUGGCAUUUCGAGAAAGGUUUUCGGGGUCGGCCCCCAAGGCCUUUAUACCGAGGUCACCCAACUUGCGGGGAUUCCAAGUCCACCGCAAGGCAUCAUCUUCAAGGAAAUCCGCUCACUGUCUCUCACAGAGGUCCCGCUCACGGCAGACUUGGCGCGGGCGAUUAACUUUGAGACACUACAGUCCCUCAAGCUCCGCACAUGCCCUGACUGGUUUGAUUUCCUCAAUGCUCUUGUUGAGGAUAAGGUGAAGAUCAAUCUGAAAGCAUUCGAACUGACUGAUGAUCUUGGUGAAUACCAGAAGACAAAUGAUCAAUAUUAUGCCGCCAGUGUUGCAUCAAUGGCUGCCUUCUUGGCUUCAUUCAAGGGGCUUGAGCAGCUUCACCUGGCCGCCUUUGGCUCCCAGGACUCCGCUGCAGCGUGGAAGGGAUAUGCCCGCGACCAUGGAGAAAUAUUGAAGAGUUUUGUGGCCCAUGAUCGAUUUGCCAAUUGGGACCGACAGAGCUAUGGCACCGGACAAGUUCGCGACUCGAAUUAUAUUCUGUCCCGUGACCAGGUCAAGCUGUUCAAAGAGGACCCCUCACAGAAUCCUCUAUCACUCUUCAACCUGAAUUUCUUUGGUGUGUGCUGUCGGACGGAGGAUUUGCAAAGCCUGCUUGCCGGCCUCAAAGAGCGCAAUACUCUCAAGGUUCUUCAUGUCCGACAAAGUAGCGCAUACCUGGAGAUGUAUAAAACCUCCAGCGCUGUGAGCCAACUGGAUCUGGAAAAGGCUUUGGUUGUAAAUCAGCAGGACUUUGACGGUACGAACUUCGAUGAUCCUUGGCGUCAUGUGGUCACACCAAAGCGUCCCGUCAAAAAGGAGGCCGAAGAAGUCCGGCCGGAAUUUUUAGAUUUGGUAGGAUGGGCGUUUGGACCAGAAGGUAUCAAUUCACUUGAUUUCCUUGCAUUUGGAGACUUCUCGAAUGGUUGUCGAGAGCCUCAGAACAAUCUCGUCUUCUCCAGAAACCGCACGGGUAACAAGUGGGGGUUUUCGCGUAUUCAUGUGGAUUGCGAAGAAUGGCACGAUGUGCUGGACCAGUAUGGGGAUGCGAUCGAGGCGUGCCCGACAGACAGGCUGUUACACACCUCGGAAACCCUGAGCCAGCGAAUCCUAUACGGCAGCUACUAG